UCAUUCAUUCAUUUCACCAUGGUGAAUGCACGGAGAAUAAAGGCUCUUGCUUGUGCACUCCUUUACUGGAGACGAAAAAAAAAAUACUGCAAAUCAGUGUGGGUAAAAUACUACCUGGCUCGUAGGAAAAGUCUCGGCGAGUAUCACUGUUUAGUGCAAGAGAUGCGCCUUAACGGAGAAGAUUUCCGUGAGUAUUUUCGGGUGUCACGAAAACAAUUUGACGAGAUUCUCCAGGUCGUUGGCCCAAUUAUUGCCAGGCAGGACACUGCAUUCCGGGAAUCCAUCAGACCAGCCGAGCGCCUGGCAAUUUGUCUCAGGUACAACCUUAAAUUACUAUAUUACUAUGGACACACACACAAUAAAUAUAUUUCAAACAAUUAAAACAAACACCCCAUACCCAACCCAUAUAUACACAUUUAAAAUGUUCUUAGGUUGAUUGUUAUAUAUAUCAUGGCAAUCAACUUAAGGACAUUUUAAAUGAGAUAAAUAAAUUAGCCUUUUUAUGUCUUUCACUUAAAUUUAAAUCUACUGAUUUGGGUUGGGUUGAGCAUAGGAUGUUUGUUGUGGUUGUUUUUUGUAAUUUGUGAGUUUAUAGUAUAACCUGGAAUUUAUUAAAUGUAAUUUUACUUCAAACUUGUUGUGUUUUGUAGUCUUAUCUUGAGUCUUAUAUUUUCAGAUACCUAGCCACUGGUGACUCCUACCACUCACUCUCCUAUCGCUUCAGAGUAGGCUGGUCUACAGUGUCCAACAUUGUCCCUGAGGUGGCAAAGGCUAUCUGGGAGGGUCUGGUCGAUCAGUACAUGCCAAUGCCACAAGAAGAAGAUUGGCAGACAAUCGCCCAGGACUUUAGUGUGCAGUGGAAUUUCCCCAAUUGUUUAGGGGCUAUUGAUGGUAAGCAUGUGGUCAUCCAAGCUCCUCCCAAAUCAGGCUCCCUGUUCUACAAUUAUAAAGGAACCUAUUCCAUUGUAUUACUUGGAGUAGUUGAUGCCAACUACUGCUUCAGAGUAAUCAAUGUGGGUGCUUAUGGCCGUGGAAGUGAUGGUGGAACCCUGAGGGACUCUGCUUUCGGCAGGGCUCUUGAAGCUGGCACUCUUAAAAUUCCACCAGAUGCCUGUCUGCCAGGAGCUGAACAUCUAGGCCCACUUCCUUAUGCUUUUGUAGCAGAUGAAGCCUUCCCACUUCGUCGCCAUCUCCUGCGGCCUUAUCCGGGGAAGAACCUGCAAAGAUGCAAGCGCAUUUUCAAUUACCGUCUAUCCCGGGCCAGGCUGGUUGUGGAAAAUGCAUUUGGCAUCCUGGCGUCUAGGUUCAGAAUGUACCACCGAGUCAUGGGUCAGCACCCACACAAUGUAGAAGCCUGUGUGAAAGCGACAUGUGUCCUCCACAAUCUCCUGCGGAGAAACAAAACAACUCACCCCUCUGCACCAGUGAUGGAUGGACCAAACUGCAGCAUGCAAGGCAUCACACGUCAAGGCACUAAUAAUUCCUCAAGGGAGGCUGUCCAUGUGAGGGAAACCUACACGUCCUUCUUUUCCUCUGUACACGGUGAGGUUCCAUGGCAGCAUCUGGUGUCCUAG
Onychostoma macrolepis is the source of this 1574-nucleotide messenger RNA. RefSeq lists its product as uncharacterized. The transcript has a single exon. The coding region runs from base 801 to 1574 and encodes 257 amino acids. Lineage: Eukaryota; Metazoa; Chordata; Actinopteri; Cypriniformes; Cyprinidae. The record is from RefSeq and is a predicted model, not a curated record.